AUGUCUACCGCAAACACCGACCACGUAGAGGAGAUCUAUGCUUUUCCCCAGGCGACCUUUAUUGAGAAUAUACACGUUCGCAGUAAUGGUAGCCUCCUCCUCAGCACCCUCAACACAGGGAAGCUCUAUUCGCUGGACCCGAAUGCUGCCAAACCGGCGCCUGUCGUCGUGGCUAUACUGCCCGGUAGCACUGGCCUCACGGGUAUCGCAACCAUCGAGCCUAACCUGUAUGCCAUCAGUGGGGGACUUCACUCGGAAUUCAUCUUUGCCAACGACAGCAUGGCCAUCUAUGUUGUCUCGCUGCCGCCAACCAUUGCAAGUACCAACCCCAACGCUGGAAAUGAUCAGGUCGCUAUCAUCGUGGAUCAAAUUCCGGUCAACAAAACGCUCAUGAUGAAUGGCCUCACAAGUCUCCCUCAAAAACCUCAUAUUUUGCUCAGCGCCGACUCCAUUGGGGGGCGCAUCCUGAGAAUCAACACACAAACCCGCGCGGUGGACGUUUCCUUCUCAGAUGCAGCUCUGGGUCCCGGGGGACCGACCACAGUCCCUUUGGGCGCUAACGGCCUGCACACCUCGAGUAGUGGUGACUACCUGUACUUCUCGAAUUCCGGCCAGGGAACCUUUGCGCGCGUCAAGAUCAAUGCUGAGGGGGACAAGGAAGGGCCUAUUGAGAUCAUUGCCCGGCUCGCGGGUGAAAUCAGUCUGCUGAACGCCUAUGACGACUUUGCCCUCGACGCUGCGGGGAAUGCUUAUGUUUCCGUGCAUUCGACCUCGCUACAGAAGAUCACACCGGCGGGCGUACAGACUACCGUGGCGACGCAGCUGAAAGACCCCACGGCAGCGGCCAUGUCUGGGCAUGGGGAAUAUGUCUAUAUAUCCACGGGGGGUGGCAUUAUAGACGGGGUGAAUUAUGGGGGGCAGGUUUUGCGGGCAAAGGCUGAUGCAUGCUAGGCUAGGCUAGGCUAGCAUGUAGGACUGAGUUAAGCGAGGCUCUGCUCAAUCAAAAUAAACCACAAACCUUCUACCUCCUCCUCGACUAUCUCUCUAUCAUUAUAAACCGCAACAUAUCCAUCAUGAGGCUCAUCGUGGCAGGUUCCACCGGCUUUGUUGGCACCAAGGUAAUCAGACAAGCCCUCUCCGACCCCGCCAUCACCUCCAUCGCAGCUCUCGCGCGUCGCAAGACCGAAAUCCCCAAGAAUGUCGCCCCCAACGUCGAUACCUCCAAACUCACUUCGGUCAUCUGUGAAGAUUUUGAGAACUACUUAGAGAGUGUGAAGAAAGAAUUGUCCGGCGCUGAUGCUUGUAUUUGGUUGGUUUGCCAUUUCUUUACCUACCUACAGUAGCUGCUUGUGUCAAAAUCUAACUGUUGAAUUUACUUUUGGGUCAUCUUAGGCUCAUCGCGGUGACUCCUUCCCAACUCAAGACCAUGACGGCCGAUUAAGCACGAAGGAUUUGCCUAGAUUACACCGUCACUGGCGUGGAAACCAUCACCAAAUUGCCCCGCAGUGAUCCAACCAACACUACCAACACUACCAACAACCCUUUUCGAUUCAUUUACUGCAGCGGUGCCAACAGUGAGCAGGACCCAAACAAGAAGCCCUGGGUCUUGGGUGACUAUUGUUUGAUCAGGGUAUGCCACUUUUCACUCCCCUCAUUUCAUUCACUCCAUCCUCUCAUCCCCAUCCCAUCAUCAUCAUCCAGACAAAUCGAUCUUUCAUAGUCACUUAGAAAACAAAAUAGGGACUCGUAGAGAGCAAAGUCCUAAAUUUCGCAAAAGAAUCCAAUGGAACUGUGCUUGCAGCAGUAGCAAAAUCAGGUCUCAUCGACGCACCAGGCAAGACAGGCCCCGUCAUGAAAGUCGUGCAGACGAUUGGUAGCACGAUCAUUGGCCUUCCCAAGGUAGAUAUCAGUGAGAUCUCAGCCACGCUACUAAAGCAAGCGGUGGAUGGGAUUGAAAAGGAAAUAUUACUGAAUGAGGAUUUGGUGAGAAUUGGGCGGGGGGUGUUGGAUGCUUGAUUCUCUUUGAUUCAUAGGGUUGCGGGCAAAACCGGGGUUUCUUCCUGGU
This is a messenger RNA of Hymenoscyphus albidus, 2065 nucleotides long. The record is from the annotation of a GenBank genome assembly. Lineage: Eukaryota; Fungi; Ascomycota; Leotiomycetes; Helotiales; Helotiaceae.